This is a messenger RNA of Onychostoma macrolepis, 1719 nucleotides long. RefSeq names its product vimentin (gene vimr1). The record is from RefSeq and is a predicted model, not a curated record. Gene Ontology annotation, molecular function: structural constituent of cytoskeleton. NCBI's taxonomy places the organism in Eukaryota, Metazoa, Chordata, Actinopteri, Cypriniformes, Cyprinidae. Bases 414 to 1607 code for a protein of 397 amino acids. Gene Ontology annotation, biological process: intermediate filament organization. Gene Ontology annotation, cellular component: axon; plasma membrane; intermediate filament. The transcript has 4 exons.
CUCUAAAUAUAAGUAUUCCGCAAGCAUCAGACAAACAAAUGGGGAAAAGAAACAGGUGGAAAGAGUGCUGAAGUGCUUGUCUAUCGGUAAAGCUCAUUAAUUCCAGCAGCAGCGCGUCUGUAUGAGGUUAUAUGGAAACGGUGAGCCUGACAGAAAUAAUGCAGCUCGCGCGCUCCGGCUAUGUGGCACUGAGGUGCGAGAGCCGCCGGCCUCCAAACGUCUAAUUGAUGACAACGAUACGUGAGCUAAUGAGAAACGCCGGCCUUCGAACUCUGGCAGGAGCGUCAUGAUCCGCAUUUAAACCAUGUCAGAACCCUGCAAGACUUUCAAGGGGCUCUGCAAGAUUCUUGUCCGGCCCAUAUAAACGCCGGCGAGCGUCUCCGAGAGCCAAACCUUCCUCCGAGUCUGCAGUCAUGAGAGGUUUGUCGUAUUCGCAGAAGAGCCUGAGCGUCAGCGGCUCCAGCCGGAUGAGGGUCCAGAGCCCGUCUCCGUCCCGAUGCCGUGGAUCCUCGUACAGCCGCGGACGGACCGGAUUCCAGGGCCAGGCGGUGGAGGUGGCCACCGAGAUCCAUCAGCAUCACACCAACGAGAAGGAGGAGAUGCAGGAGCUGAACGUGCGCUUCGCCGGAUACAUCGAGAAGGUCCAGGCGCUGGAGCAGAGGAACGCCGCUCUGAGAGCCGAGCUGGAGGCCCUUCAGGGACGCUUCAAGGGAGGGCCCACCGGCCUCGGGGACGAGUACGAGCUCAAGUUUAAGGAGAUGAGGGAUCUGAUCGAAGCUCUGACCGCUGAGAAGGGCGCAGCUGAUAUCGAGAGAGGCUACAUCGAGGAGGAGGUGGAGGUCUGGAGACUCAAGCUGGAGGAGGAGCUGGCCAUCAAAGAGGAGGCUGAGAUGAUUCUUCGCGAGUUCCGUCAAGACGUGGACAACGCGACGCUACAGAAGGCCGACCUGGAGAAGCGCAUCGAGCAGCUGGUGGGCGAGAUCGAGUUCCUCAAGAAGCUCCACGACGAGGAAGUCGCCGACCUCCUCAAGCAGAUCGAGGAGUCCAAGGUGACGGUGGAGCUGGACUCCGACAGACCGGAUCUGGCCGCUUACCUGCGCAACAUGCGCGCCGAGAUCGAGUCUGUGGCCGCUCGCAACGUCCAGGAGGCAGAGAAGUGGUACAAGGGCAAAUUUGACACUCUGAAGGUCCAGGCCGGCAAACACGAGGGCCAGAUGAAGACCAUGAAGGAGGAGAUCAGCGUCUUCCACAACCAGGUGACGGACCUGCAGAACCAGAUCGACGGGCUGCGGGCGAGGAACACGGCGCUGGAGCAGCAGCUGGAGGACAUGGAGGCGGCGCACCUGGACAAGGCGGCCAGUCUGGAGGACAUCAUCGUCCAGCUAGAGAGCCAGCUGUGCGAGACUAAGAUGGAGAUGGGAAAAUACAUGGCUGACUACCAGCAGCUGCUCCACAUCAAGCUGAAGCUGGACGCGGAGAUCGCCACCUACAGGAAGCUGCUGGAAGGAGAGGAGAAGCGGCUCGGGAUCUCCACCGCAGAAGCAGUGACAGAAGAGAGAAGCACAUCUGUGUCCCGUACUGUAGAGACACACACGGCCAUCGCCUGAAGAUCAGCCUCCACUAAACCAUGACCUGCUGAACUAGCUGAGAUAACCAGGCCUCCUGAGACUCGAUGAACAGAACCGGCUCAAUGUCACCAGGCACUAAAUAAAGCUUGAU